This is a messenger RNA of Hippoglossus stenolepis (Pacific halibut), 6960 nucleotides long. It is a transcript of the gene fbxo41, whose product is annotated as F-box protein 41. Gene Ontology annotation, molecular function: protein binding. Lineage: Eukaryota; Metazoa; Chordata; Actinopteri; Pleuronectiformes; Pleuronectidae. The record is from RefSeq and is a predicted model, not a curated record. The transcript is spliced from 14 exons. Bases 342 to 2840 code for a protein of 832 amino acids.
GCUCCUCUCUCCAUGCUGCAGAGAGGAGCUGCGUGACGUCACUGGAGGCUGGAGCGGUCCCUCGCUCGGAGAGAGAGAGAGAGAGAGAGAGAGAGAGAGAAAAAAUGGGGAGAGGACUGCGAGGGCCUCAGGCAGAGGAGCCAUGAGCGAUGAGGUGUUGCCACGAUGUGUGGUCAUGUCUCUUCCACUGAACCUGGGAUCUCUCUUCCUACUGACUUUCUGUAGCUGUCCUGUUGUUGCCAUGAGAGGAUCUGUCAGAUUCUCGACUUCUGUGCCCUCAUACUGGCGCUACCGUUGCGCUGCGUGAGCGCCCCCCUCUCCUCCGGCAGUAACUGCACGGAAUGGCCUCUCUGGACCUGCCCUACCGCUGUCCUCGCUGCGGGGAGCACAAGCGCUUCCGAAGCCUGUCGUCCUUACGUGCCCACCUGGAGUACAACCACACGUACGAGACCCUCUAUGUCCUCUCCAAGUCCAACAGUGUGUGCGACGCCGCUGCUCUGCUGCCCCUAGUGGCCGAGGGAGCCCUCCUCGCCCCUGCCAACAAUAACGACCCCUUUGAGCCACUGAGGUCUUCUGCUUUAAAGGAGCGGCGCUUCCCUUGCCGUGAACUUCCUUGUGUGGACGACCUGAGUUUGACCCCUGCCAACUCCAACACCGCAGCUCGGUAUAUUCCCAAUGUGGAGUUUCCCCUGGGGGACAUUUUCAUGAAGACAGCCAUGACAUCCACAGACUCUGGUCCCCAUGGAAACCCCAGCACAGCUGUAGCAGUGGCUGCUAAUGUAGCAGCUAGCGCAGUGGAGGCGGCCUAUGAGGAAGGGCUGGCCAGGCUGAAGGCACGAGCGUUUGAGCGGCUGGAACUGGAUGAGAGGCUGGAGAAGUUGUCUGAGGAGGUGGAGCAGAAAAUAGCCGCACGUGUCGGCCGUCUUCAGUCAGAGCUGGAGAGGAAGAGCUCCGAGCUGGAGCGGGCCAAGCUCGAGAGCGAGCGGCUGAGCCAGGAGAAACAAGACCUGGAGGACAAGGCCUCGGAGCUCUCUCGCCAGGUGGACGUGUCGGUGGAAAUGCUCGCUAACCUCAAACAGGACCUGGUGAACAAGGAGGCGGAGCUCAACCACAAACAGCAGGAGGUUGCCCAGAUUGACCAGUUCCUCCAGGAGACGGCGGCGCGGGAAGCCAACGCCAAGGUGCGUCUGCAGCAGUUCAUCGAGGAGCUGCUGGACCGCGCCGACCGCGCCGAAAAGCAGCUGCAGAUCAUCAGCAGCUGCGGCACAACACCGAACGGGAGCCUGGGACGCUGCAGCCUCCAGGCCUCGAAGGGCAAUGGACGCCAGAGAAACUCCAGCCUCUCUGGAAGCACAAGGGGCAUGUACCAGGUAUCAGACCGACGUUCGUCCCCCAGCACAGGAGCAUCAGGGCGGAUCAAGUCCGUGUCGCAGGGAUCGGGUGGUUAUGACAGUGACAGCGUCGAGAUGCAUCCCAUGGAGGACUGUCCCGAGGCUCAGUACUAUCACAUGCAGUGUCGGCUGGGUGAGGGUUACGAGCGCUCCCCUGGAUGCGGCUCCAGGAACUGGGGUCUCCGUAAACAGGCGAUCCAGAACUGGCAGCGGCGACCUUACAGGAACAGCACCGAAGGCGAGGAGGGAGACGUGUCGGACGUGGGCUCCCGGACAACCGAGUCUGAGAUGGAGAUGUGGGAGCAGGAUAGGAGAGCCGUGGCUGAGGUACAGCAGUCCGCCGCGCCCUAUCCCCACCACGGCAGGGCAGGAUACCGCCCUAACAUAGGUCGGUCAGAAGGAGUCUACGGCAAACCGUGUCGUUAUGAAAAGAGCCCGUCCAGAUCCAACGAAGUGAUCAGUCCGGAGAUCCUGAAGAUGCGUGCGGCCCUCUUCUGCAUCUUCACCUACCUGGACACGAAAACCCUCCUGAGGGCUGCGGAGGUCUGCCGGGACUGGAAGUUCGUGGCUCGCCACCCGGCCGUGUGGACCAGAGUGCUCCUGGAGAACGCUCGCAUUUCUUCCAAGUUUCUGAGCACGGUGUCUCAGUGGUGCACUCAGACGCACUCGCUCAUCCUGCAAAACCUCAAACCGCGACAGCGAGGCAAGAAGGAAACCAAGGAGGACUACCUUAAAAGCACACGUGGCUGUCUGGAGGAGGGUCUGGAGGCGCUGCUAAAGGCCACAGGAAGCAACCUGCUGAUACUGAAGAUUUCCCACUGCCCCAACCUGCUGACGGAUCGCUCCCUGUGGCUGGCCAGCUGCUACUGCCGAGCUCUGCAGGCUGUCACCUACAGGAGUGCCACAGACCCAGUUGGUCAGGAGGUGAUCUGGGCCCUCGGAGCAGGUUGUAGAGACAUCAUCUCCCUACAGGUGGCACCACUACACCCAUGCCAACAACCGGCUCGUUUCAGUAACCGAUGUCUGCAGACCAUCGGAAGAUGUUGGCCACACCUCCGUGCUCUCGGUGUGGGUGGGGCCGGAUGUGGCAUUCAGGGUUUGGCCUCACUGGCGAGGAACUGCAUGCGUCUGCAGGUGCUGGAGUUGGACCAUGUGAGUGAGAUCAACCAGGAGGUGGCAGCAGAGGUUUGCAGAGAAGGCCUGAAGGGUCUGGAGAUGCUGGUGCUCACGUCCACACCGGUCACCCCGAAAGCCCUGCUCCACUUCAACAGUGUUUGCCGCAACCUGAAGUCCAUCGUGGUGCAGAUCGGUAUAGAAGACUACUUUGAGGACCCCAACAGUCCUGAAGCCAGAAAACUGUUUGAUGAGAUGGUGAACAAGCUGCAGGCUCUGAAGAAGAGACCUGGCUUCUCCAAAAUCCUCCACGUAAAAGCAGACAGUCUCUGCUAACGUCUUUUGCUCAGACUCUUCUUCGUCUUGGUGAGGUGCCAUCUUGGCUCCUGUCAGUCAGAAAGACCCAGCUGUUUUGAGGCCACUGUGUGGGGCUGAAUGUGUCCGCGGCACCGACUGAAACCAAACAGACGUUCAGCAUAAUGGACCAGAACCGAGGCUCAAUGUAAAAACUUGACACAGAAACAUCUCAUUUACUUUUCCAGUUAUGGGAAUGACAGAAACAAGGUCAGGAGGCAUAUUUGGACAUUUUACAUAUGAGAUAAAGGGCCUCGCACUCGAAUAACAACAACACAAGAUCCCCGUUUCUCAGUCGAGUUUUUGCGUUCGCCAUAAAAACGGAUUCACGUCGUCGCACAAAGCUCAGACCCCCUUUUUCGUAAAACCGCCUGGAGCUGAGUGACAGCGCUGUAUUUAACCGUCUGCAUCCACAUAACACUUGAUGUAAAAUAAAACCAGAGACGACCUUCAGCUCAUUAUACAGCAAACACUCACCACAGAGAGGAACAACAAAUGGCAAGUUUAAGCAAUUCAUUUUCUCAAAAGGUCUUUAAUGAUUAGAGUCUUGAAACAGGAGCUCCAUGUUUUGUGUUCGCGUGGACGAGUGGAUGUUGAAACACACCAGGAAUCGAAUACAUGGUUUCCAUCCCAGUUUUUCACUGCACAACUGUUCGUAGAAACCUGACGACGGACGGCGUUCAACGCUACCUGCUUCCACCCAGAACACAAAUGUGCCGCACCAGCUCCAGGCAUAGCGGCGGACGGCCUCAACCGUCACACACAGACCUUCUAUACAGUCUCAAAACCUCUGCAUGGCGAUGAUGCAUUUCCUCGCGUGAACAGGAUCAUGUCACAAACCUGGACUCUGCGCCUUUUCCUUAUUUUAAAUCACUGUAGAAUCUGUGAUCUGAGAGGACAGGAUGCAGCGUCUGAUGUUUCUCUUCAAUAAGCCGGGGAAAAUGGUCCAUAAUGCAUUUCUCUCAAAAACCAGUGCCAUUUGGAACAAUGUCUGUCUUCAGUCCCAGUGAGCGUCUUCUCCAAUGUGCCAUUAAUGAGGGAAGAAGAAGAAGGAUAAGUGCAAGCAGCUCUCUCUGCGUGUUGAGUUUCCUGUGAACAUGGUCUCCAAGUGUUGUUGUUGUGUUUAUAUAUCAUGAAGGUUUCAUACUUAUCAUACUGGAUUGUGCCAUUCCUCGUCAUAGGGCUUAUCAUGUAUUUAUUCAUCAGCUGACACCCUCUGGCUCCCUCUGCUGGUGUUGCCAGGCAGUUACAGAGCUGGCUGCCAGCUGGUGUGAUGUGACACGUGUUCCCUUGUCAGAUUUGAACAAGUAUCAUCUUUGCUAUUUUGGAGAUCUACAAGUCUCCAGUGUUAUCUUCGAGGUCACAGUUUAGUUCAGUGUGCAUCGCAGGAGUUCACAAUAAGUAUGAGUAGCAAUACUUUACAGUGGUGAAACUGAGUGUGCACGCCUCUGUGGUAAUUUAAAGGGGUGCUCAAGUUGUGAGGGUUACAACUCAGCCUGUCAUAAAGCUGUAUAAUGUAUGUGGCUCCGAGAAUAAUUGAAUCAAGAUAAUCUAAAAUCAAUCUCUGAAUUGAGAUAACUAUUGUCUAAUGGGAAUUAGCCUCUGGGGGCAACGGCCAGUAUUUGGGGGCUUCUGGUGUAAACACAAACCUUUUGAGGUGUUUUAUGGUCCAGACGACAUUUCCGUCUCUAAAAAACGGAUAUAAUGCAGAUAAAUGAAAAAGCAGAUAGCCGAUGUAUCUUGGUCUCCACCUGCAGUGUUUAGCUGCGGGCAACCAACGCCUGCUCAAAUGUGAUUGGUUAAACUAGAAAUGGAAACCAGAGGGCUUCUGGCCCCCAAAACCCGUCCAUAGCCUUUAGAUUCUACAUUGUCACACAUGCAGAAUCUGUUUAUAGAGUUUAUUUAAGAGUGGAGAUUAUAAAUGUACACAAAUUAUAAAUUUACUUGCAAACGGAUGUGGAUGUUUACAAGGCAGAGAUGGUCAAAUGAUGAAAGAGAUGUAUAGGGAAGUGUUUUUGGAGCUUUGCCUUCUGCUGCAUUGAUCUCUCUCUCUCUCUCAAUGAAAGUGCAAUACUAAAUCAGGGGGGAAAUCAUGCUCUCAGUUUUGAAACAGGUUUGCAAACUAGUCACACAUCCCAUCUCUUACCUUGCCACACAUUAACAAGUUGUUAUUUUUACUGCCUGGUUCGUCUCUGCAACAGAUCUUAACAUUCAUGGGAGGAGUGUGUGAGCGAGGUGACAGUUUUCAUGAAUACUGAGCAGGGGUUCGUCUCGCGGGCUCCCUGACGAGGAGAAGCCGCUAGCUGCUGCCUUUUGGUCUCUACUUCAUAGUCGACAGUGUUUAUGGGGACUUGUGUAGCUGCAUAUUGUAGUGAUGAUGUUCGAGGUCAAUGUGUGAGAACAGUCGUGGGACGUCCAUUUCUUCACGUUCUUCCAGUAAACUGCAUAUUAAUAUUAUUAUCCUACACUGGUUCUAAUUAUCUGCUCGGUUCCGUUGAGGUUUUUUGGGGAAAGGUGUCAAAACCUUUGCCGACACAGAAGGGAUGAGACACAAAGCACUUGUUGAUUUUGAGUUUUAGACAAUCCUGCCUUCGCUAUCAGCUACUCUGUACAUAAUGUUUGUAAAGAAAAGAGAAGAAAAUCACCAAAAACCAGAAAAAAAGGACCAACAUUUGAUGUUAUAUAAUAUAUAGGUCAUAAAUAUGAGUGGAAAACGUUGACUUUUACAGGUCUUCAUUCUGUAAGCAUUUUCUCUCCAAAGUCGAAUGAAAGCAACAUAGAGAAUUAUAUUAUGUAUAACAGUAGUGUUGAAAUUGAAGUUGUGUAUUAGAUACUUUAUAUAAAAAUGUGCAUCAGAGUCAUAUACAGAUGGGAAUUAUUUAAGAAGAGGAUUAAUAUGAUAAUUCCGCUAUUUAUUUCUAUAUAAAAAAAAAAAGAGCGAUGUGUAUAAUGUUGGCAUGUUUGUGUUCGAGCAUCAAUCAUUAAGUUGCCUUCUUAACUGUUCUGCUACUGUGGCAAGAAAAUUAUUCGAUGUUUAAAGAGCUUUGAUUGCCUGCAGGUUAAUAACGUUUCUGUUUAUUUGAUCCAGUCUGUUGUUGCACUAGUGAGAAAAAAAAAAGAUAUUUCAGAUGUUUAUUAUAAGAGUGUUGUUUUUAAUGUUUAGCUAUUUCUCAGUAUUUGACAAAAUAUGAUGCACUUUUUUCCUGAGCGCUUUUAUCGGAAACUUUUUUUUUUUCUGUGAGGGGCGGGUGCCCGGUGGCAUCUUCUGGUGUAGAAUGAAAAACUAACUGUUCACUUACAUGUUCGGGGAAGAUUUGGGAAACGCAGAGACGAUGUGUGAACUCGACGUACAGUUUCCCUCUUUUCUCUCACGCCAUCAUCUCUCAUGUCUCUAUCUAUCGGUUGGGAAGUUACACAGAUUGAAUCUGAUUCAACUACAUGCAAGUGCUUUCGAGGAUCAUUGCCAAAAGGACCUUAUCAUCACCUUUGUGUUUAUUUCAUACCGACACUACAUGAACUCGUUUGUGAAAAUGGACCUGCUGACGAUGUUGCAGAGCCACGUGCGCUCGGAAACUGCAGACUAGAGGUGCCAAGUACGCCGGAAUCACUCCUCUGGCUUACGUCUUGAUUUUUCUGCCUCUCCAAAUGUCAACCUGACUCAUUUCUGAUUUAAUUUAUUGAUUCAGUCUGAAACAUCUAUGUAUUUAAGUAUUUAAUUUUUUCAAAUCAAACUUUGUUGCAAUGACACAAUUUCAUUAUACUGUGCAACUGAGAGACGGUGUCUGAGUGUUCAUGUACCUCUCUGUACAUAGUUUAUGUAUGAAUGAUUGUACUCAUGCCCGUUCAUCUGAAUAGUAUUUUACACAUUACCUCAACACUUAUCUGGGCAAUUAAGUGUGCAGUUUGUCUUUAUAAGUGUUUCUUUUUGUCGACCAUCACCAGGUCUGCCAAUGGAUCCAUGAACUUCAUCCUUGUUGCUGAAAAAAAAAAAAAACGUUCCCAAAAGAUAAUCAGCCUUCUACGAUGACUGCAAUAGAUGGAAAUGUUUUACGACUCAUUUUCACCCAUUUGUUGUCAUCAAUAAAAAUUGCUUUAAAUUGUA